AACUAUUAUGGAUCUGCACGCCAAAUUCUCAGUGACAAUCCUCUCGGUUUGACAUGUGGAAUGAUUUGCCCGACAUCGGAUCUUUGUGUCGGUGGAUGCAAUCUACAGGCCAGUGAAGAAGGUGCCAUCAACAUUGGAGGUCUCCAGCAAUUCGCUUGUUGUGGUCCGGCAUCAAUCUCAUGCGCUUCAUUUCUGGCCCGACUUGGUUACACAGAUGUGACAAUUUACGAGAAACAAAAGUAUAUUGGAGGGCUGAGUUCGUCAGAAAUACCACAAUUCCGUUUACCGUACUCAGUGGUCGAUUUCGAGAUUCAGUUAGCGCGAGAUAUUGGAGUGAAAAUUGAGACUGGACGGGCACUUCACAAGUCAGACCUUACUAUUGAAAAACUGAAGGCUUCGGGAACGAAAGCAGUGUUCAUCGGUAUCGGUAUGCCUGAACCGAAGAAAAUUGGUGUUUUCAAAGGAUUAACUCAAAGUCAAGGAUUUUUCACCAGCAAAGAUUUCCUGCCCAUGGUUGCAGCGGCCAGUAAACCGGGUAUUGUUACAUUUCCUGUCACCACUACAUAG
Molecule: messenger RNA, 567 nt
Organism: Ostertagia ostertagi
Lineage: Eukaryota; Metazoa; Nematoda; Chromadorea; Rhabditida; Trichostrongylidae
Source: the annotation of a GenBank genome assembly